This is a messenger RNA of Sphenostylis stenocarpa, 531 nucleotides long. NCBI's taxonomy places the organism in Eukaryota, Viridiplantae, Streptophyta, Magnoliopsida, Fabales, Fabaceae. The record is from the annotation of a GenBank genome assembly.
AUGAGUUGGACGGGAGGCUUAGGGGAGGAAGAACAGCUAGCUGGGGCUAGUGGACUUUGCCAAGUGCAUGAUCCUGUCUUUUACGCAAAGAAUUCAAAUCGGGAAGGUAACAAGAUCGUGAUGCAACCUAGAGGACUCAACAUAGUGUGGGGAAACGAUGCUCGGUACUGGAAAAUACCUACUGAGGGUCCUGCGGAGCUGAUUCAAGUUUCAUGGUUGGAGGUAUCUGGUGUGCUUCGAAUAGAAGACAAUAAGAAGUACAAAAUUUCGUUUGAGGUGAGAGUGAAAGAGGACGGGUUCGGAUGGAACGGGACAGAUGUACUGGUGAUGGCUAAGAUUGGAAAAACAGGGAAAUAUGAAUUCAGAGUGCAUAGACUAUCUCCUGGUCAGCUUACCACCAUUCCUACCCAACCACUCGUGAUUCAAGGCGUCUCCGGGAUGGACCUUCACUUUGGAUUGUAUGAAGUGUGGAGCGGAAAAUGGAAGGGAGGCCUCGAAAUUUACAAAGCGAAGGUUGAAGCUGUCCCUUGA